Macrosiphum euphorbiae (potato aphid) is the source of this 414-nucleotide messenger RNA. The record is from the annotation of a GenBank genome assembly. Lineage: Eukaryota; Metazoa; Arthropoda; Insecta; Hemiptera; Aphididae.
AUGAUGCACCAACACAGGCAAUCCGAAUGGACCACCUAUCUUGCCAGCCUUAGACCACGAGACCCAAAAGUCUAUAAACUUAACAAAUCCCUGAUAAACCGAAGACCGCCUGACCGCCCGCUAAACAGUCCACAAGGCCCAGUCUUCGACGCCCCUGGCCAAGCUGAACUCUUCGCCGCAAACUUAGUAGUCCAAUUCAACUGUCCUGAAGGAACUCCAUCCACAAACGAUCUGGUCACCAGCUCAAUAAGAACCCUACACUCGGCAGCCAAGUCCCGAAUCCAACCAGUAUCACCAGGAGAAGUACAGCUCAUUGUCAAGCGCCUACCACGGAACAAAGCACCCGGACCAGACAGCAUAUCCAACAUGGCUCUCCGUCACUUUUCCGACAAGACCUUGCUGGUCCAAUUUUAA